AGAGCAUCAGCAUAGGAAGUACUCUUUUAGAAAAUAACAGCACAUAUUUUCAAUGUUUUGUACAAAUGUUAAACUAAGUGAAUGUAAACAUUCGUCAUUUUGAAUUUAAAAUAUUUAUGUUUAUCAGGACAAAAUAAAUUAGUUGAACUUCACCUCUCCCUAUAUCUACUUCAACAAAGAAUCCACAUACGUAUCAUAGUUAGACUUUGAACCUGCAUGUGCUUAAUUUUACAUGCAUGAGUACAUUGACUUCAAUGGGGCUACUCAGAGUGUGUAAAGUUAAGCCCAUGUGUAAAUCUUUACAGGAUCAGGGCCUUAAAUUAUUAAAGCUUUCUGGGCAUAUCAAAGAGUACUUGGGCAAGGACAAUUAAAAAAACCAGCCAGUCUAAAGAGAAAAGUUUUCAAACAGCAAUUUAUGUUUUUUAUUUCAUUGAACCAAUUAAUGAAAUCAGUUGACUUAAUGAAAUUAUUUCAAUCUAGCUAAAAGAAAGAAAGUGUUCAAGUGCAUUCUGUAUAAGAGACUCAAAUAAGUAAAAAUUGUUGAGUCUUGUGUUUUGUUGCCAAUAAAGCUUUUACAAGUGAAAGCAAAAGCAUUGCCAGGAAUACAUUUGGUGCUUACUCUGCUUUCCAUCCUUUUUUGAUUUUCAUACAUUGCAAAUCUAUAGUGUCGUUGCUCAAAACAGAGAAGGCCACCCACUCACUUUUAAUCAAUGAGAAACCAGCACUUGUGAAAGCAGUACUGGAAAUGUGAAAACAGGAAGAGACCAGUGUGUCAUUGGCAAGCCGAACUGUAGAGCAAGAUUUAGCAAGUUCAUCUCUAACGUCCCCUCAGAGCACACAGUACCUCAUGAACUCACUCACUAGACCUGCACACAGUAAACAACUUGGAACUCAGUUUAUCUAUCUGGAAGGGAUGAAGAAUUGAACCAGAACUGCUGGGAUUUGAAAUUAUGCUUCCUGGAGUCUAGAUCCAAACUCAGUUGUGGAAUUGCUCAAGAUCUAAGAUCCAUGAAAAGAACAUUUUCUACAUAACAGAGUGACCAUUUUGAUUUAUUUGAUUUUAAAAUCAAUGAUUGUGUGGCUGUUGUUGACUCAUCUGCUGUGUUUCUUCACUGAAGUUUAAAGAACAGAGUGAUCUUUCCCGUAAUAUUUUUGUAAACACUAUGACUAACUGUAAAGGAAGAUCUACCACUACCAAAAUAAAUGGUAAUGGUAAAGCUUAUGAUGGAGAAAGUUUUGUAAAUUGGACUAUAAAUCUAAAUACAAUUCAGUCUGACAAGUUUCUCAACCUGCUGUUGAGUAUGGUUCCAAUUGUUUACCACAAAAAGCAGGAAGAACGACAUAAAAAAGUGAAUGGUGUCUGGCAAGAUGGAUUACAACACACAGGACACAAUUUUAAUGUUAGAUCGGAUCAACACACGGAGUACCAUCACUUCUCAGAACCAGCUUUUCAUGGUAGUAAUGGACACAGUCCAUCUAGCUGUAGUCCAAAGUAUGAUGACUUUGCCAGUUAUAAUUAUUGUGAUGGGAUGGACACGUCAGAAACAGAUGCCAUAUUGCAGGAUGACAACUUGUCUAGUGAUGGUGAUGAAGAUGCCAUUGUGGAAAGGAGCAGAAAGCAGCCAAAGGAGUCCAGCAGUAUUAUGGCAUUACAGAUUCUUGUACCAUUUUUGUUAGCAGGAUUUGGAACUGUUUCUGCUGGUAUGGUUUUGGAUAUUGUGCAGCAUUGGGAAGUGUUCAGAAAUGUUACUGAAGUUUUUAUCUUGGUUCCUGCACUUCUUGGUCUCAAAGGUAAUUUGGAAAUGACCUUGGCAUCUAGACUAUCAACUGCAGUAAAUGUUGGGAAAAUGGAUUCUCCCAUUGAGAAGUGGAACCUAAUAAUUGGCAAUUUGGCCUUAAAACAGGUCCAGGCAACGGUCGUUGGUUUUCUAGCAGCAGUGGCAGCAGUCACACUGGGCUGGAUUCCAGAAGGCAAAUAUCGCCUUGAUCAUUCAAUCCUUUUGUGUUCUAGCAGUGUAGCAACUGCCUUCAUAGCAUCUCUUCUACAGGGGAUAAUAAUGGUUGGAGUUAUUGUUGGAUCAAAGAAGACAGGCAUAAAUCCUGACAAUGUUGCCACACCUAUUGCAGCGAGUUUUGGAGACCUUAUCACUCUUGCUAUACUAGCUUGGAUAAGUCAGGGUCUUUAUAAUUGCCUUGAGACAUAUUACUAUAUAUCUCCUUUAGUUGGUGCCUUUUUCUUGGCUCUGACUCCUAUGUGGAUUGUAAUAGCUGCCAAACAUCCAGCUACAAGAACUGUUCUCUAUUCAGGGUGGGAGCCUGUUAUAACUGCUAUGCUUAUAAGCAGCAUUGGUGGCCUUAUUCUGGACACAACUGUUUCUGAUCCUAAUUUGGUUGGGAUUGUUGUUUAUACUCCAGUAAUCAAUGGUAUUGGUGGUAAUUUAGUGGCAAUUCAAGCUAGCAGAAUUUCUACCUACCUCCAUUUACAUAGCAUUCCUGGAGAGUUGCCAGAAGAAGCAAAGGGUUGCUAUUACCCAUGCAGAACCUAUUAUGGUACAGGAGUAAAUAACAAAUCAGCCCAAGUUCUUCUCCUUUUGGUGAUUCCUGGGCAUUUAAUUUUCUUGUACACCAUCCAUUUAAUGAAAAGUGGUCAUACCUCUUUGACUCCAGUUUUUAUAGCAGUAUAUUUGUUUGCAGCCCUGCUACAGGUGUUUACUUUGUUAUGGAUUGCUGACUGGAUGGUGCACCACUUCUGGAAAAAAGGAAAAGAUCCUGACAGUUUUUCUAUCCCUUACCUUACUGCGUUGGGAGAUCUGCUUGGAACUGCCUUAUUAGCUAUGAGUUUUCACUUUCUGUGGCUCAUUGGUGAUAGAGAUGGGGAUGUUGGAGACUAAUCAUUCAGAUGGACAUAUUGUUCCCAGUAGAUUCAGAAGAAAAAUAGGAGAAAACUGCUUACCAUUCCAGUUGAAGGAUUUCAAAACAAUUGUUCAAUUUAGUAUGGGUAAUUAAGGUGGCACAGAUUUUAAAUGGCCUUAAUAUUUUUUAAUGAAAGGUGGAACAGGAAGGAUUUUAUCUGACUUUUACCCUGAAAGUGAGGACUGUUGCCACUUGAAAACAUCUGACCAGAUACAAUGAAAUGUAGGCUGAUUGUUUGACAGGUGUUUUGUAUUAGGAAAAAAAUGGAGCGUUUAAAAAAGGAAAAUCAUGGGAUAUCAUAUAAAUCAGAGCUUUCUUUAAUUGACAAUAAAUGAACAGUGAAGAAGGGAGAUGAAAACAGAUCAGUGGCUUAUCAUGUCUUUUUUAGCCCUCACAAAUUGGGUAUAUAUUUCAAAUCACAAUGCACAAAGGGUUCAUUGAGUCAAAAUAAUUUCCUUCUCACAGACACAACUACUUAAUUGAUUAUGUGUCUUUGCCAUUUUUAGGAUUUCUCCAGUUGACACAGGCUGUACAUCAAUAAUAAUAAUUAUUGUAAUGAUUUGGGCCCUAAUCCUUCAAACAUUUUGACACAUGCUUAACUUUACGCACAUCAGAGGAACUACUUUCAUGUACUGUUACGCUCUUCGAGAAGUAUUUGCAUGAUUGGGCCCUACCACAGUGUAGCAAGAGAACUGCAACCUACUUCUUUUGCCCUUGGUAUCUAUCUAAAUCAAUGAUGUAAGCUAGGGGUUCUCAAACUUCAUUGCACCAUCACCCUCUUCUGACAACAAAAAUUACAACACGACCCCAGGAGGGGGGACUGAAGCCUGAGCCCACCCGAGCUGCCGUGGGUGGAGGGGCCAAUUCCAAAGCCUGCUGAGGCCAAAACUGAAGCCCAAGGGCUUCUGCCCCAGGCGGGGGGGCCUGUAACCUGAGCCCCGCCACCCAGGGCUUGGGCUUUGACCCCAGGUGGUGGUCAGGGGUGGUCCUAGCUUUUUUGCCGCCCCAAGCAUGGCAGGCAGGCGGCUUUCGGCAGCAUGUCUGCGGGAGGUCCCCAGUCCUGCGGAUUCGGCAGCAUGCCUGCGGGAGGUCCGCCGGUCCCGCGGAUUCGGCAUACCCGCCGCCGAAUUGCUGCCAAAUCUGUGGGACCGGGGACCUCCCGCAGGCAUGCCGCCGCCGAAUUGCCGCCAGACCUGGGACCUCCCGCAGGUGUGCCGCCAAAGGCUGCCUGAUUGCCGCCCUCACAGGGACCGGCAAGGCGCCAUCCGCGGCUUGCCGCCCCAGGCAUGUGCUUGGAGCGCUGGUGCCUGGAGCCGCCACUGGUGGUGGGACUUGGGCUUUGACUCUGGCCAGUGGGGCUCAGGCUUUGGCUUUGACCCCGAGCCCCAGCAAGUUUAAUGCCAGCCCUGGUGACCCCAUUAAAACAGGGUCGUGACCACCUUGGGGUCCUGACCCACAGUUUGAGAACCGCUGGUAUAAGCAAACACAUUUAGGAUGACGCUGCACUGAUCUAUAUUAAUGAGGAUAAGCUAGAAUGAAGCUAGUUUUCUGUUGAAAAAUGUACUUUUAGUUGGCAACUGGAGAGACUUCUAGUAUUAAUAUUAAAAGUACUGUCAUGGCAUUGACAUUUAUUAUGUACUUUAAGGUUGUGUCAUUGUUCCCAUUAUAAUAAUCCGUUUUCAAGUGUUUCGGUUGUAAAUAUUUACCCCUGAUCAAAACUUGGGGUGUAUAAGAUUGUGUUGCUUCUUAGACUUUUUUUAAAAUUUAUUUGGACUAUUUGAAAGUUUAUGUAAACUUUUAAAAAUAUAGGGCCAGAGUGUGCCAUCAACUUUUAAGCAGAAAUCACCAUUGUUGUUAAUAAGGAUUUCUGUUUAAAAGCUGUGGCAGAAUAUGGCCUAUAGAGAAAGAAAUUACUGGCUGAAUGCUUUCUUAUAUUUGUUUAACUCAAAGCUCAAAACAUGAAGUUUGGCAAGUGAUUAGUCUAAUUAGUAAUUUGAAAAAAUAUAUUAAAUUGUACAGAUAUAUUUUGAAAAUUGGCUACAAUUCAUGCACAGCAAAUGUUUCUAAAAUUUAAAAAUCACGGUGGACAUCCUACAUACAUAAUUGCAUGAAUCAUUCUGGUUAAUUGUGUAAAUACUAUAACCAAAAAUUUCAAAUUUGGAGACUUAAAAUUAGACACCUGAAUCCAUAUUAGAUUCCCAAAUUAGACUCCUAAGUCAGCGUAUAUCGUUAUCCUGCAAACAUUUAUGUGUGUGAUUUUAUGCAUAUGAGCAGUCUUUCUGAAUUUAAUGGGACUACUCAAAUUCAUAAAGUUACAUUUGCGCAUAAGUUUUUACAGAAUUGGGGCAUUAGACACUUAAAAAGUUGGCCUGACUUGCAAAGAGCUGCUGAGCAUCUUCAUCUCCAUGGAAAAACAGGGUGUUUGCAAGUCCAAAAAUAAAGCCAGAUAUGGAUUUAGAUGCCUAACUUUAGGCACCCUCAUUUGAAAAUUUUUACUUGAGCUUUUUCUUAAAAUUAUGACUACCUAGUUGACAGAUUGGAAAGGAUCAUAAACCUGUUAUGUCUUCUACGUAUGUGAGGUAAAGAUGACUAUCACUUUAAGUUCCCUGACUUUUGAUAGUUUUCUAUUAAUGUUAUUUAAAUUAGUUUAUUGUAAUGUAAAUUGUGAGAAAUAUUCUAAAUUGUUUAAAAAUGGGAUGGUUAUAAUUCACUUUUUGUUUGACUUCUUUAAAAUGCUGUUUUUAUUCUGUGCUAUAGACCUAGAAAUAAUUACAGAAUUUAAUUCUGGUGGAACUACCUUGUUGAACUACAUUGUCAUGGCAAACUUUUUUAUUGGAGGAAUUACUGGAUUUUAAAAUCCUAAUAAAUGAACUGCAAAGCUCUUUAAACAAUAAAACAUAGUUUCUUCACUGCACUGAAA
Malaclemys terrapin pileata is the source of this 5833-nucleotide messenger RNA. It is a transcript of the gene SLC41A2, whose product is annotated as solute carrier family 41 member 2. Gene Ontology annotation, biological process: monoatomic cation transport. Gene Ontology annotation, cellular component: plasma membrane. NCBI's taxonomy places the organism in Eukaryota, Metazoa, Chordata, Testudines, Emydidae. The transcript is spliced from 11 exons. Bases 1164 to 2891 code for a protein of 575 amino acids. The record is from RefSeq and is a predicted model, not a curated record. Gene Ontology annotation, molecular function: monoatomic cation transmembrane transporter activity.